Molecule: messenger RNA, 7744 nt
Organism: Pieris brassicae (large cabbage white)
Lineage: Eukaryota; Metazoa; Arthropoda; Insecta; Lepidoptera; Pieridae
Product: C3 and PZP-like alpha-2-macroglobulin domain-containing protein 8
Exons: 26
Coding region: 246-5957 (1903 amino acids)
Cellular component (GO): extracellular region
Molecular function (GO): endopeptidase inhibitor activity
Source: RefSeq, a predicted model, not a curated record
ACAAUCAGAUUUUUGUGUGUAUGAAGCAUCCUGUAGAACGCGCAGCCUCUCUUCGAUUGGCUUCACAUCUCCCCUCGUAGCUCGUAGCAACGUGCCUGUCGUGUCGUAGACUUGCUACAGAGCGGACGUAACGCUGUAGCACUCGCGUAGACCUUGACACAAAUAAGCACUGUUCCACGCGAAUUUGUUUCGUUUGUGAAAAACACCAAAAACACGAAUAUUUCCGUGUCUGUGUUUGUGAUUGUAUGCAGAUAAGAUUUGUAACCGGAAAUGUGCUGACAGGGGUAAACAAAAUGGCCGACGCAUUGAUAGUAUUGGCGCUUUGCUUUUCAACUGCGACCGCAGCGAAAUGUACAACUGGCUUCUCAGUGGUAGCCCCAGAGGUAGCUGUACCAGGCAAGACAACAGCAGUGCUUGUCACACUACACGGCAGAGAGGGCGCCGAUUUGGAUCCCCUAAAUGUCACUGUCAAGUUGGAAACUCGAGACACUCAUAAUGACGUUAAAUUACUGAUGACAGCCAGUCAAAUGAUAACAGGUUACGGCAUCAUUCCACUCAAGAUUCCUUUAUCGCCAGCAUCACACUGCACUCUUCACACGACAGUAGGCUGUGUCGGCAUCGAAGAUUGUACUGCCAAAAGCCAUAGUGUUAUCAAGCUACUGGGACCUGUGCGUGAUGUAAUCGUCAGACCUGCUCGACACCAUUAUAGACCUGGGGAGACCAUUACGUUCUGGAUAUUGGCGUUAGACCACGACCUGCGUUUGGUGCGAAAUGAACUUGCGUACGUCGCAUUGAAGAACCCGGCCGGCACCAAAGUGGCAAUAUGGGAGCAGUUGUCUUUGGAUGAGGGUGUUCGAAAAGUGACAGCCAUCAUUGCGGCGGGCGCCCAAGCAGGAACUUGGACAAUUGAAGCAAACUGCGGUGGUGGUUCAGCGCAUGUGGAACUAUCCGUUGGGUCUGGACCAGGCGCCACGACACCAGCGACACCUGCAGCGGAACAACACUCUGUAGAACUUAAGUUUGCUGACAGUAUGCGACGUAGAUACAAACCUGGAUUACCAUUUGUUGGAAGGGUAGAAGCAGUGAGUACAGAGAAGCGAGUUCGAGUCAGGGUGAAGUUAUACGAUGACGAAACUGAUAUAUACAGCCAGGAUAUCGACAUGUCUACCGGUGAGGGUGGAUUUAUUGUACCCACUGUCAUGGCCGAUGCACCGUUUGUUAAUUUACAGGCCGAGUUAGUAGCGGUGGAGGGAAAGGAAAUAGAAUCUCACUACGUUCUAGCGCGAGAACGAAUUCGUCGCUGGAAUUCAACGUCUAAGUGUUAUCUGCUUGUGGAAAACUUACCAACUCCAUUACAAGCUGGAGGAAUAGCAAGCGCCAGUGUUUGGUCGUCUUGUGGUUGUCGGCAGCGCCUCCUAGCGGCGGUAACAAGCGGAGGUCGUGCUGUACACUGGGCGGCUGUACCAGCACCCACACGAAACCAUAGCGAUCUUUGCCGAUUUAACUAUACAUUCCCCGUGACAGCUGACAUGGCGCCAGUUAGCUCUCUACUCGUCUACUACGUUACAGAAAGCGGCGAACCAGUCAGUGAUGUGGCCAGUUUUCACGUGAAGCUUCUGCAUAAAGAGGUGGCAGUGGCAGUUGAGGAAAGACGAUGGUGGUAUCCAAGGGCCAGUCUCCAGCUAAGAGUAUUGGCACCCCCCGACUCCAUGAUGUGCUUAAUUGGAGCUCGCACGCCAACUGAUUCCCGGUUCGAUGGACAUUCUUCUUCAUCAGAACCCGAAGAUCUACCAGGACCGGAGUUCGUAUCAGCUGGCGUGUCACUUUUCGUGGGUGGUGGCGACUGUGGAGGUGGCGUCUUAUACCGACAGAGAACACCCCAAGUGCGGUCACCAGCUCAUCUAGUACCACCAGCCACGCAUGACAGACUCUGGAUGUGGAAGUGCUUUAAUUACACGACUCAGCUAUCGACUGAUGGCGUCACAAUCACGGCCCCAUCGGAAGCCGGUCGCUGGUCACUUUGGGCACUAUCUCUUUCGAGUCGAGGUCUUCGAUUUUCUGCUCCAAAGACCAUCAACGUCUUCCGGCCUAUACAACUGGACUUCGCCCUCCCUCCAGCCCUAAAAGUCGGCGAAACUGUCGAAGUGGAUGUGAAGAUAACAAAUAAUAUUAACAAUUGUAUGGAUGUUACCGCGCUUUUAGCACUAAGUGCUGGAGCUGCGUUUGCCAGUACUGGGGCUCUUUACGUUACCGAAAGACUUCGGUUGGGACCUCGCGGCGGCACCCAACUUGUAGUAAGAGUUGCUGUUAAUACACCUGGAAGAAAGAAUAUUACGGUUGAAGUAACCGGAUAUAGUGCUGACAACUGUUCAGUCUCCUAUACGUCCUUCAACAAUGAAACACUUGUGGGCUCUGUCAUACGAUCAGCCAGUGUUCUGGUCUUGCCAGAAGGUCUGCAUAGAAGCGAUACGCAGAGUGCAUACUUCUGUGCUAAUGAACAUCUGGCUGUAUCAUCUCGUGGUUCAUGGGAGUGGCAAUGGGUGGCCGCACCGAGGAACCGGGCAGGGUUAGUCCUUGAACUGAGAGCUCAAGGCUCUGCUCAUGUGGCGUUGUCUACUAUACAGGAAGCAUCUGACGAUAUGUAUCGCGUCGUAUUUGAGAGGAGCCGCGUCUGGAUCGCUAAAGGAAAACAUGGUUAUGAUGUCCACCUAGCAAGAGCUGAACAGACAGAAACAGACGACGAAUGUUCUGAAACGUCCUGGUGUGCGUUUUGGGUUUGGUGGGAAGGGGGCAGACUCUCGGUCGGGAAAGGAGCGUCGCCAAAUGAAAGGCCAUUACUCGUGUGGCCUUUGCCUAAUGAUAUGCGGAUUAAAUAUGUCGGAUUCAGUGCUUUGUGGGGUGAUAAGGCUGAUUUCAGAAUAUGGAACUUCAACGAAGAAGCCGGCUUCUCCCAAGUAUUGGAGCUAGGUCUCCCACACGGCGUUGUCCCUGGUUCAGCAUCUGGCACUCUUCUUGUUUCUGGAGGUCUACAUCUUCCUCUGUACAGCCAAUCAGACUCAUCCGACCAAUGGGCUGUUGUGUGGAAGGAUUCACAAUUGUCAGCUGCUUCAGCAAGCUUAGCGCCAUUAUUGGCUCUAGAGCACAUUCCACACUUGGUAGAAGAUGAGGAGAAAGAGAGGAUUUUGCAAAAACUACCUGAACAGGUCCAAAUCUUGCUAUCGUUCCGCAAAAGCGACAAUUCCUUCAGCGACCAUCCAUCAGUCAGCAGUCACGUAUCUACAGUGAAAAUCCUAGAAAUUCUCAACAAAAUACAAUCCUACUACCCGAUAGAUCCUAAUUUACUACAUUCUAUCAAAACUUGGGUACAAAAGCGCCAAAAACCAGAUGGCUCGUUUACUCCUUUAGCAGCUGAUAAAGAAGUAGAUUAUUAUCCGGUUGAGUUCAAAUUAAACGAAACUGAUGUGAACGAAUAUUAUUACGAUAAAGAUGGCAAUAUGACAGAAGAUGAAAUUAACGCUGAGAGGACUGUUGAAGUGACCGCCGAGACUUUGGUGGCGUUGCUUGAGAUUGGUGUUGAAAAUCAGUUAGACGCAGAUGUAGCACAAAAGGCUCAGAGAUACUUGGAAAAGAAUCUGCACAAACUGACGUCACCAGCCGCGCUUGCCGCUACAGUACUAGCUUUAGUUCUGGCCAGGAGUCCAAUAGUACCAGAAGCUCUAAUAAUUCUAAGAAACGCUUCGACGACUGCGGAAGGUGAGUUUGGAUGGCCACCGCCACGGAAGGACGCCGCUGAUUGGUUACUCGAAGAAACCUCCAGGAACAUCAAGACUACUUCAUAUGAAGCUGUAUCAAUGGAGCAAUAUGUAGCGGGUGUGAGAGUGUUGUUAACUGCGUGCGCACGUGGCGCACUAGCAGAAGGAGAAGCGGCUGCCCGGUUCCUCUACUACAGAGCUUCUACCCUCCAACGACAUCCCAGCCUCGCCUAUAUCGCCACUAAGGCCGCUGCGCAAUAUGCUGCGCUUGCGCACGACCGACAUCGGGCUCUAACCGUAUCAUUGGCUACGGCGGGAAUGGAACUGACUGACACCUUGGAACUACGAGCUAAGACUCCACCAAGGCCCCUUCAACUUCCUGGUCUUCCCACCAAAGUGUUUGUUUACGCCACUGGAGCUGGAUGUGCUACUGUACAGGGCACAAUUUCCUAUUCGACAUACGCACCGAAACCAGAAAAUGCAUUGCUAAAUAUUCAAACGGCAAUCAUUGAAGAGAUUCGACCAGAGAGAAGCAGCAUCGAAGAUCUACAAGGAAAUCUGCCAACCUUGAUUAUUAAGACUUGUUUUAAGUGGAAGGCCAAAGAGCCUUCUGGAAUAUUACGCGUGGAAGUAUCCCUUUUCUCGGGGUACACACUUACCUCAGUGAACCCGGUAGUACUGGCUGGAGCCACCUUCGCGGAACUUCACUACGGCUCACGCGGGGAGGCAGUUUGGUUCGUCUUCAAUAAUAUCAGCUCAACAUGCCCCAUCUGUGUGACUUAUGAAGCGCGAUCAAAAUUCAUCAUAACAAGCCUUAGACCUGCAUUUGCGAAGAUUUAUCCAUCAUCUAGGCCAGAUCUCGCUGUGGAAACUUUCUUCCACGCGAACCCCGGAAGUCCACUCCUUAGAGGCAUCACUGAUGACGAUUUUAUAACUUGGUUUGACAAAAAUGGUAAAACAAGUACUAAUAUUGAUAAUAUUUGCGAAUGUGGGAGAAUUUGUAGUAGAGACUAUGAGUUUAGGAAACCUAAAAGUGACAAUGCCACGAAUGCUACAACUGAAGAAAAUGUUCAGACAACUGAAACAUUUACUACGCAAAGUGCAACAACGGAAAGUAUAACAAUGAAAAGUGUAACAACGAAACUUGUAACUAUGGAAAAUGCAGCAACGGAAAGUAUAACAAUGGACAGUGUAACUACAGAAAGUGCAACAACGGAAAGCAUAACAACGGACAGUGCAACAACGGCAAUGGAAGAUGUAACUUAUAUCGCGAAUAAUGACGUAACUACGACUCAAACUACAAAAAAUGAAACUCCACAUAAUAUUUUUACUAAUUUAACUUUAGAAAAUCCUGAAGCUACUACUGAUAUAGUUAAUGUAAAUACUGUUGCUAAUGUAACAGAAAAACAAGAAACUACUGUUUUCAAAAAUGAUGUCCAUAUUAAAAUCUCAAUAUUAAAGAAUUCUACUGAGAAACAAAUAAACAAUAAUCUCGAACCGCAUUUACUUAGUAAAGACCUCGUGAACAAGAUUUCCAAAUCAAAACUCUACUCGAAAAAAUUGGAUAUAAAAAAGAAACCUUUACCAAGAAGGAAAGGUACUUUAAAAGCAACUUACGGAGAUAAGCAAGAUAAAUACUUUUCCAAAAUUAUAACAACCGAUAAUCCUAACACAACCACUAUUUUAACAAAUAUUAAUCAAAUUAAUAAUAAUACACAAAACAUUCAUAUUGAAACAACCUCGGAAAGAAAUAACGUAACAACCUCUCAAACAGUUAGUUCACCUACGUCACGCCUAGAAACAUCUACAAUAGCUCACACGAUAACAGCAAUCACGAAGAGCAAUAUAAAAACAAUACAUUACAAAACAAAAAAACCAAAAGCCCGUACACAAAUACAAAAACCAAACGUGACAAACAACCAAACGCUCAAAAUAAAAACGGACGAAAACAAAACAAAAAUUGAUAAAAUAAAACCAUUAAAGUCAAUUAACAAAGAGAUACACAAAAUACCAUCAACGCCGAUUUCUGAGACGUCAAAAGUUUUGAGUAGUCUUAAAUCAGAAAGUGUACCAGAAAAUAAAGAUGGUUUCGAAAUACUUGACAAAAAUCAUCUUUGGGAGUUGCUUAAGGAAGACCCAGAUGAUAUGAAAAUUGAUAAAAAUAUCGUGAAGGUGUCAAAUUUAAACGAAAAUCGGUCAUUAUAAGCUUUGGUAGAUUAAGAAUUCUUAUUUUUGAAAACGAUCUAAUUUGAUUGUUUGACUAAAUUAAAAUACAGGACAUCUUUCGUAUUCAUUCGUUUAAUUUAUUGCGCUAAGAUUGGUGCAACAGUUUUGGUACUACUUUUGAUACUUCUAAACAGAAAGUUUGCUUUAAUAUACAUAUUUGGUGUUUUAUUUGAUACUAAAGCUAGGCUAGGCUAGAUUAGUAUUGUAAGUUCACUUUGGCAGCCUGGUCCGGAAAUCGUAAUGCGCUCAUUAUUCUCAGUAUUCUCAAUCAAUGGUUUUUCAAACAACAGUUUCCUAUUCACAUAAAUUCCUUAGCACAUUUAUUUGUUAGGAUCGUAUGCACUCAUAUUGUAAAUAUAUAUUAAGAUUAACUGAAAUAAAUGUGCUGUGACGUACGAUAGAUGUGUAAUUAAAGUAAUCUUUAAGAUUGACAUUUUUUUUAACGACUGAUCACUCAAAGUUACCUCGUUCAGUGGAGUUUGUAAACAUAUAGUUUACAAUUUAUUUAACCAAUUCAGCAAAAAUAGUGGCGAUGCAGUAGAAAAGGUAAGCUUCAAGCUUCAGGCGUAGUUCAAGUUAGAAAAGCUAGAUAUACAAAUAAAAAAUAAAGUUAAUAAAAUUUGGUAUCUUGUGCCCAUUUGUGUGUCUUAAAGUGUGAAAUAUCUCGGAUCAAUACGAUGACACGCUCUGCAUCAAUUUCUAACCAGAAAACUUUUUUUAAGUACGUUUAACGUUUUUAGGAUUUAUUAUUUCGCGUUUAGAUUCGGACUUAAUUGUCCAAAGGUUGUAAAGUUAGUCCUAAGUUGUAAAUAUCAUCCAAAAAGAUGCCAAAAAUCUUUUCUUUAGAUUGUGUAACCCUUCGUAGUCCCUUAGGAUUGUAGCGUUCUAGUGUGUAAUGCGAGUGCCCCAGAAUUUCCAUCCGUCUAUACUAUUCUUCUAUCUAUUAUACUUAAAUCGUAGUUACCGGCGUUCUAUACAAAGGCGUGUUGACAAGGUAUAACCUUUAUUUCUGGAAUACAUAAAAACAAAAUCUGUUUAUAACUCAGACAAAACUGGAACAUGACAGUUGCUGCUUCAUUUUUAGUCCCCAAUUUUGUUGUCAUUACGAAGUUUUAAACUAAGGUAUCUUCACUUGGAUUAUACGGUGCUUUAUCCAGAGUAUUAUUAACUAUUUCCUUUUUUUUUUUAAAACUUCUCAACAUAUAUAUCUACCCAGUGUUAGCUGUUUUGCUUUGUAACACGCCUUUGUCUUUGCCGCCUUACGUAGAUUUCCUAGAUGAUUUUUUUCUUCAUUUAGAUUCAUCAUUACCCUAAUAGUAUCUUCACUAGGUUAUCAUCCAUCCUCUUAGUUCAUUUAUUAGAACUAGAUUUGUCGAAUGCUAGAAUUAAUAGUAGUAUCUUUAUUAUAAUUUAACAACUCUAUGACCUGGCUCAUUUUAAUUCAAUUUGGCAAUCAUCUAAAAAUGUGCUAUUUUUCAUUAACUUUAAACCUACGUGUUAAAUAACGAAAGUAUGACCCUACAGAAGUUUUUACUAAACCAAAAUCAGUGAAAAUUCUUGUUAAAUCUCUUUUGUCAAAAUAACUGUAAUUCUUAGAAGUGUAAGAGUAAUGUAAGGGUUGUUUUGUAAUGUAAAUGUACGGUUGUAUCGUCAUAGGUGCUUGUGCGGAGUUCGUCAAUUUCAAAUGUAAAUUACCUUUGGAUCGCAACUGAAUAUAGUUUUAAAAUAAUUUUAUGCUUACAAUUAAGCUAGACAUUAAUUGUAAU